Molecule: messenger RNA, 207 nt
Organism: Lachancea nothofagi CBS 11611
Lineage: Eukaryota; Fungi; Ascomycota; Saccharomycetes; Saccharomycetales; Saccharomycetaceae
Source: the annotation of a GenBank genome assembly
AUGAGUCUAGAAAAAGAACACAAGAAAACGCUAGAAGAGGACGACGAAUUCGAAGACUUUCCGGUCGACACAUGGCCAGAUUCGGAAACAGUUAAAGAAGCUUCAAACGUGCAGUCGAAUCUUUGGAAAGAAGAUUGGGACGACGUGGAAGUGGACGACGACUUCACCAAAGAGCUGCGGUCCGAGUUGGAAAAGCAUAAGCAAUAA